Molecule: messenger RNA, 5115 nt
Organism: Astyanax mexicanus (Mexican tetra)
Lineage: Eukaryota; Metazoa; Chordata; Actinopteri; Characiformes; Acestrorhamphidae
Gene: ece1
Product: endothelin converting enzyme 1
Exons: 18
Coding region: 1602-3902 (766 amino acids)
Biological process (GO): peptide hormone processing
Cellular component (GO): plasma membrane
Molecular function (GO): metalloendopeptidase activity
Source: RefSeq, a predicted model, not a curated record
CACACACACACACACACACGUUUAUCAAGUCUUCCUGUUUUCGCGAGCGCACGAGCUUAAACACCCAGGCUAGUCUAGGUUUGUUAGCCUAAACUAGGAGCUAAAAUCAGUUUCUAAGGGAGAUAAAACCAAAAACUUACUUAAACUAGCAUCUAAUUUAAAACCUAAACGUGUGACCUAAAACUAGAAGCUAAAAACGGAGUAUUUUUUUUGUUUUAAAGAAGCUAAAACAGGCUGGGUUUACCUGACAAGAAAACAAAAAUCUAACCACAGGUCGAGGAGUUAGCUAACUAGCCAACUACCUUAGUUAAGGUAUGUUUGUUAGCUAAAAGUAGGAGCUAAAAACAAAAACGGACUAAAAGUAGUAUCUAAAUGAAAACCUGAAGCUGUGACUUAAAACUGGAAGCUAAAAUAUGGAGUAUUUUGUGUUUUAAAUAAGCUAAAACAGGCAGUGUUUACCUGACAAGAAAACAAAACUCAAACCACAGGUUAGCUAGUAGUUAGCCAAGUUAGCUAGUUAGUUAUUUAGCUAAGGCUAGGUUAGUUAGCUAAAAGUAGAAUUUAAAACUGUUUAAAAUAUAUACCUUAUAACUUAAAAUUAGAAGCUAUAAUUAUAGAGUAUUUUGUAUUUUAAAGAUGUUUAAACAGUGUUUACUUGACAAGAAAACAAAAGCUAAAUGUAAGUUGGAGUUAAAUCAGUUUUUAAAACUAGACUUAAACUAGAAACUAAAAUAUUGAAUAUUUUUAUGUUUUAAAAAGGCUAAAACAGGACAAACCAAUUGACAAGAAAACAAAACUAAAACCAGAUCAGGUCAGAGAGUUAACUUAUGCUAGUUACUAGUCAAGUUAGGUAAUUUUAAAUAUUUUUUUAGGGAGAUUAAAACAAAAACAUUCUAAAACUAGGAUCUGAAUUGAAACCUAAACCUGUGUUUUAAACUAGAAGGUAAACUAUUUUUUUUUUGUUUUAAAAAGGGUAAAACAGGCAGUGUUUAACUACCUACCUGAGAAAGAAAACAGAACUACUAAGUUACCAAAAACAUUUUUUAAGGGAGGUUAAAACUUAUUAAACACUUAUAUAAACUAGGAUCUGAAUUAAUAUCUAAACCUGUGACUUAAACUAUAAGGUAAAUUACAGUAAAUUACAGAGUAUUUUUAGUUUUAAAAAAGCUAAAACAGGCAAAUAAACUCAAGGUUUAAGAGAUUAGUUAAAGUUAGUUGGUAAGCAGGUUAGUUAGGUUAGUUCUCCUGGAUCUAGCUGGUGUUUAGGGGGGUUUGGAGGUGGUCAGGCCCCUGGAGGAGGAGCUCACAGGCCGGUUCUGGAGGGGUUCUGGAGGGCUGGAGGUUUGGGGGAGGUGAAGCAGCAGAAGGAAACCCCCACAGGCUGCUGCUGCCCCGCCGCAGUGUUUCCUCUGCUGUGCUGGAGCUGAAAUAACCAGGACUCUGAGACUCAUGGAUAAUCUGAUAUACAGAUACAUACAGAAAAAGAACUGAACUGUACUGGGCUCUAUUGGACUUUACAGGGUUGUAUUGUAUUGUACUGAACUGUACUGAGCUGUAUUGGACUUUACUGGGCUGUACUGGACUAAAAGCUUGCUGUUGGUAUGGAAGCUCUGAGGGAAUCUUUUCUCCAUUUAACCUUCCAGAUGUCCUCCUACAAGAGGGCCACCUUAGACGAGGAGGACCUGAUUGACACCACCUCAAACGGAGUGUACCACCCCUCCACAGUGCAGGUUUCGCUGCAUCGUGGUUCGGGUCCUCGGUGUUGGACCAGGCGUAGUGAUGCUGAGAGGAAGCUGGUGUUGGUGGUGUGCGCUCUCUCUCUGGCUUUAUUCAUCUGCAUCCUCACGCUGGGUCUGCAUUAUAAUGAGACCCAUCCAGGUGUGUGUCUGUCAGAGCCGUGUGUUAGCGUAGCGGCGGCGGUGAUGGGGGCUUUGGACCGCUCGGUGGACCCCUGUACAGACUUCUAUAACUUCGCCUGCGGCGGCUGGGUAAAGAAAAACCCACUGCCUGAGGGCAAAUCCCGCUGGGGUCCUUUCAGCAACCUGUGGGAGCAGAACAUGGCCAUCAUGAAGAGUUUACUGGAGAACACGAAUCAGCAGGGUCUGAGUAAAGCGGAGCUGAAAGCUCAGCGUUACUAUCAGGCCUGUAUGAGUGAAGCCAGAAUCGAGGAGCUGGGGUCUCAGCCUUUACAGGAGCUCAUCAACCAGACUGGUGGCUGGGCUCUGACCGGCCCCUGGGAUAAAGAAAAUUUCCAGGAGGUUCUGCGCAUCGUUUCUGCAAACUACCGAACUUCACCUUUCUUCACUGUGUUCGUCAGCACUGACUCCAAAAACUCCACCAGCAACAUCAUCCAGGUGGAUCAGUCUGGUCUGGGUUUACCCUCGCGUGAAUACUAUCUCAACAAGACCGCCAACGAGAAGUAUCUGAAAGCGUAUCUGGGCUUCCUGGUAGAGCUGGGAGUCCUGCUGGGCGGCUCGGAGGAAACUUCCCGCAGGAUGAUGCAGGAAAUUGUAGAUUUUGAGACGAGUCUGGCGAACAUCACAGUUCCCCAGGAGGAGCGGCGAGACGAGGAGCUGAUCUACCACAAGAUUCAGGCCAAAAACCUAUCAUCUCUGGCUCCUGCUGUGGAUUGGAUGCCGUUCCUCAGGGCUGUUUUUGCUCCAGUGUCUCUGAACGAUUCAGAGCCUGUGGUGGUCUACGCUACAGAAUACCUGCAGAAAGUCUCCCAGCUCAUAACCAACACCAACAAGAGCACCUUGAAUAACUACAUGAUGAUGAAGGUGGUGAGGAAGAUGGUGUCCAUCCUGGACCAGAGAUUCCAGGAUGCAGAGCAGCGUUUUCUGGAAGUCAUGUACGGCACCAAGAAGAGCUGCACCCCCCGCUGGAAGCUGUGUGUCAGUGAUACGGACAGCGCUCUGGGCUUCGCUCUCGGUGCUCUGUUUGUUAAAGCCACAUUUGCAGAGGACAGCAAAGCCUUCGCUGAAGAUAUGGUCUCUGAGAUUAAAUGGGCGUUUGAGGACAGUUUGAAGCAGGUGGGCUGGAUGGAUGGUGACACCAAGAAAGCUGCCAAAGAGAAGGCAGAUGCGAUAUACAAUAUGAUCGGCUACCCGAAGUUCAUCAUGGACCCCAAGGAGCUGGACAAAGUUUUCAAUGAUUUUGAGGUAGUUUCAGAUCUCUACUUCAAGAACGUCAUGCACUAUUACAACUUCUCCGGCCGAGUGACGGCAGAUCAGCUGAGGAAAGCUCCCAACCGAGACCAAUGGAGUAUGACGCCCCCUACAGUCAACGCCUAUUACAACCCCACCAAGAAUGAGAUGGUUCUACCUGCCGGCAUCCUGCAGGCUCCUUUCUACAGCCGCGCCUGGCCAAAAGCCCUGAAUUUUGGUGGUAUUGGUGUUGUUAUGGGGCAUGAACUGACGCAUGCAUUUGAUGACCAAGGGAGGGAGUAUGAUAAGGAUGGAAAUCUGCGCUCCUGGUGGAAGAACUCGUCAGUAGAAGCGUUUAAGCGUCAGACUCGCUGCAUGGUGGAGCAGUACAGCAACUACAGCGUCAACAACGAGCCCCUCAACGGCAAACAUACGCUGGGGGAAAACAUCGCCGACAACGGCGGCCUUAAAGCUGCGUAUAAGGCUUAUGUGAACUGGAUCCAGAAGAAUGGAGAAGAAGCCACAUUACCAGCUCUGGGCAUGACCAACCAUCAGCUGUUUUUUGUUGGAUUUGCUCAGGUGUGGUGUUCAGUCCGGACGCCCGAAAGCUCCCACGAGGGGGUAAUCACAGACCCCCACAGCCCCUCACGCUUCAGGGUGAUCGGCACCAUCUCCAACUCCCACGACUUCUCCAAACACUUCAACUGCAAGGCGGAUUCACCCAUGAACCCCAAGCGCAAGUGUGAACUGUGGUGACCCUGUUAACCCCCUUAUAACACCCUGUAAACCGGCCCUGCCUUCCUCAAUGCUCUUCUCUCAGGUCGUCUAACGUGGAGGACGGAAGCUGGAGAUUCGGGGAUUGUUAAUGUGCCUUUUGAUGUGUGAAUUUUGAGUUUAGAAGGAACUUAUGUGUAAACACUGGAAACGCCUGAUAAUUACGCAUUACAGGAGUUGGAGAAUGAAACUGAAACACCUGGUUUUAGAGCACAAUAAUUGAUUGUGGUGACGGACAGUUCUGGUGGAAACAGGAGAGUUGAGGUGCACAUUGAAUUCUGCGUGAUUUGAUCAGCCGUGGUUUUAUGUUUUUUGGAUACAAUCCGGGUUAGCACCCGAACAUCCCUUUCAGACAGCUUCCUCUUACAGCGUCCACAGUUAAUCCUGUUGGAUGUGGUUGGUCCUUCUUGGUGGUAUGCUGACAUUACCCUGGAUACCGUGGCUCUUGAUGCAUCACAAAGACUUGCUGUCUUGGUCACAGAUGCUCCAGCAAGACGUGCACCAACAAUUUGUCCUCUUUUGAACUCUGGUAUGUCUCCCAUAAUGUUGUGUGCAUUGUAAUAUUUAGAGCAGAACUGUGCUCUUAUCCUGCUAAUUAAACCUUCACACUCUGCUCUUACUGCUGCAAUAAUGUGCAAUUAAUGAAGAUUGAACACCAGGCUGCUCCAAUUUAGCCAUGAAACCUAAAAUCCCACACUAAAAUGAUGACAGGUGUUUCAGUUUCAUUGUCCAACCCCUGUAAAUAACGUGGGAGAAAUACUAGUGCAUGUUUGACACUCAGGUUUUUAUGUGUGUGUGUAUAUAUAUAUAGAUAUAAAUACAUAUGUCUUUAAUACGUGCCUUUCUUUUUAUAGGAGGGAAAUAAUAUUUAUUUUCUUCUGUGUGUUGAUUUUUUUUUUUACAUUUUUUAUAUUCGGACUAAUGAAAAAACAAUGUAAAUACAACUCUUUCUCCACCAUAUAGCAUAACAGUCUGUUAGAAAUUAGGAAAAUAAACUGUACUUACAGCCAUUUCUCCUUUUUUGUUUUUAUUUUAAUGCCUUUUAAGAAACCCUUUCAUGCGAAUUGAAUCUUUAUACUGUAAUAUUUUGUGAUAAAAUGUUAUGACGAUGUGACCAAUUAAAAUGGUCUAAAUGUAUCCUUAAUCCUAAUUGUGUAUAAUGAUUGAUUUGGUAUGAUUUUACAGUAUAUAUGUG